AUGCCUGAGCCCGCCACAUCCCUCAGCCGAGACAAGGCCUUGAUCUUUAUCCCAGAAGACCCUCGUCCGGAAUGGACGUCGAAGCUUCAAGUCAAAUAUCCGGGUAUCCAAAUCAGAUGGCACAGAUCAAUUGACGAGAACGGCGCUUUGGUUUCUUAUGAACAUCUCCCUGGCGAGGUAUGGGAUGAUCUGACGGUGUUGUGUGCUUUUGCGCCACCUCCAGCUAAAUAUUUGAGGAAUGUCCGAUUCGUCCAAUUGACAUCUGCUGGUGCUGAUAAAUGGAUGCAACACGAGACUUACAAGGAUCACCGCGUCAUCUUUUGUACUACGAAUGGAAUCCAUCCUCCACAGAUUGCAGAAUGGGUAAUCGGCACCUGGAUAUCCCACCAGCAUCACUUCUCCCGAUACGAAUCCCAAAUGCGACGUGGGUAUUGGGAGCCGCCAUACUCAUCAAGAGUGCAGGAUUCCACAAGAGCUCGGAUGGGAAUACUGGGUUAUGGAGCAAUAGGCAGACAGUGUGCACGACUAGCUAAUGCGAUGGGGAUGGACGUGUACGCAUACACGCGGACGGAGAAGACGACGGCAGAAUCCCGCAAAGACGACAGCUACUGCGUGUCGGGAACCGGUGACCCUGACGGUUUAAUACCAUCAAAGUGGUUUCAUGGCGCAUCGCGGGACGAGGUUGACACUUUUCUUGGCCAGAAUCUCGACAUACUGGUCAUCAGUCUGCCACUUACGGAGUCGACUCGUGGCAUAAUUUCCCAUAAGCAAUUCGAAAUCCUCAGCGUAAACAAGACGUUCGUCUGCAACAUAGCGAGAGGUGGGCAUAUAGACCAGGAAGCUUUGAUCCGAGCCCUGGAGACGGGGCAGAUCCGUGGUGCCGCGCUAGAUGUCACCGACCCGGAACCGUUGCCAAGGGAUCAUCCACUGUGGAAAGCUCCGAAUUUGUUGAUUACACCACAUGUGAGCUGGCUGAGUGAUUACUACUGGGACCGGAUUCUGGACAUUCUGGAGAUAAACCUAGAGAAUUUGGCUGAGAAUAAGGCUCUGAUAAACGUCGUGAAUCGUCAGCACCACUACUAG
Molecule: messenger RNA, 1083 nt
Organism: Neoarthrinium moseri
Lineage: Eukaryota; Fungi; Ascomycota; Sordariomycetes; Amphisphaeriales; Apiosporaceae
Exons: 4
Coding region: 1-1083 (360 amino acids)
Molecular function (GO): NAD binding
Source: RefSeq, a predicted model, not a curated record